Messenger RNA from Hyaloscypha bicolor E, 1372 nucleotides. RefSeq lists its product as uncharacterized. The record is from RefSeq and is a predicted model, not a curated record. Bases 21 to 1241 code for a protein of 406 amino acids. The transcript has 5 exons. Lineage: Eukaryota; Fungi; Ascomycota; Leotiomycetes; Helotiales; Hyaloscyphaceae.
CUCAACUUCAUGAUUUUAACAUGUCGGCACCGACUCACGCUCCUGUACCUUCGGGGCAGGCAGCUCCUUUCCUGAUCGCGAACCCUACCGACCACAGCCCUGAUAUUGUGCUUGUCGCCGCCACGGGCAUUGCGCUGAUCCUGCUCACAUUCGUCAUCCGAAUAUACAUACGCUUCAACUUUAGCGGGCCAUGGUUGGGAGAUGAUACGGUAUUUGCGUUUGCAACGGUUGUUGCGCUGGCACAAUCAUCAGUUGUAUGUGUGUCCGUCCACCAUGGGUGGGGCAGAGUCAUAGAGGGUAUUGAUCCAUUCAACUUGGUCUCGGCAGAAAAGUUGGUCUACGCUGCAGACAUUUUGUAUAUAGUCACGCUGGCUCUGUCGAAACACUCUCUCGAUCUCCUAUUUAUUCGACUUAGCCCGUACAAGAAACACUUGCAGGCGGCCAAAUGCAUUCGGUAUUUUGUUCUCGUCUGGACCAUUGCAUCCCUUGGGGCUAUCAGUCUACGAUGCCAUAUACGAAACCCGUGGACAGACAUCACAUCUGACCAAUGUCCGUCAAUGCUUGUACGGUGGCAAGUCAUAACAGCCUUCAAUAUUAUCUCAGAGGUCGCUAUAUUUGGAAUGUCUUUCUUCCUCGUUGCAGGUGUACGCAUGCCGCUGUCGCAAAAGGCCAUAGUCAUCGCGGCCUUCGGUAUCCGCCUGCCCACUAUUAUCUUUUGCGUCCUGAGGAUCCACUUCUUUUUCCGAGCGUUUUUCACCACCGAUCCCAGCUUCGACGGCGUAUUCUUCUCCGCCUGGACACAAGUCGAAAUUGCCUUCUCCGUUGUGACAGCAACAACUCCCUGCCUCAAGCCCUUCAUGUCAACAAUUAGCACAAACUGGGGCGAGCAACCGAAGACUGAAUUCACAGAUUCCAGCCCAAGCGGCAGCUAUGGCCUUCGAGAUCUCUUUGGGAAGAGCAAUAAAUCUGCGUCGAACGUUUCGCAAGGCACAUUUCACCAAAAUAAGGUGGAACCCGAACAAUUGGAGGGUCAGGAUAAUUGGAACAUAAAUUAUGAACCAGUGCACGGGAACACUAUGAAUCACAGGAUGUUACGAGGAGAUUCGGUCAGUCAUACUGCGACUGUGAUGCACGGUUUUCCGCUUGGCGACGAUGGGGUCAGUACACGGAGCAACGAUAGCCAGCAAAUGAUUAUCAGGAAGGAAAGGACGUACACGGUGGAACACGGGAUAGCACUGUAACGUGGGAGAGGCAGCCACAUUUGAUGAUUUUGGACGACAAUUUUGGAGGGUUCGUGUAUUUUAAUAGAAGGAGUUGGCGGUAUGCUGGAUUCUUGGGACUCGGAUUGGGGGCGUUUUGAGUUGUUUCGAGC